AUGAUGGAUGCGCAAUAUUUCGUUUCGCUCGCGUCUACGACUAUUUUCGUCUUGGGAACAACAUUGAACCUCAUCUUCAUUUAUAUGAUAAGAAAUGGAACACGAAAUGCUGUUGGUCAAGUCUACAAACAUAUUCUGACUUCUUUUGCAGUGUGCAACAUCGCCUUCGCCUCAGCGGAAUUCAUUGCAAAGCCUGGUAUUCACAUAUACGGUACCUCACUGAUGACCUUCAGCCACGGCUAUUUCCAGCAGGUGAAGCCGUGGGGUUUCCUUUCACUUUGUGUCUUCAUAGGAAUGUAUGGAAAUAAUACCGCCCUUCUGUCUCUCCAUUUCAUCUACAGAUAUAUUGUCGUUUGCAGAGCAUCAGGAGUGAACAGGACAAGGAUUAGACAAGGUUUCUCUCAGGAAACCUCCGUAAUAAUCAAUUUCAGGCAGCAACUUACGAGUAUAUUUCACAACACAGUUUCCGUUGUGUUUGUGAUCUUAUCCGUACUCUCUUGGGGUUGUGUGUAUGGCUUUAUUACUUUCUAUUGUUUUGCGGCCACCAACGACUACUACAAUUAUGCAAACCCAUCGGUUCGCGCAAAAUUCGGGAAGGACGCUCAUGAACUGUCCUUUUUCUGCAUCUUUACUCACGAAGUGAAGGACGAUAUAACAAUAAUCCAUUGGUCAUCCACUAUAGGUGUUGGGAUAAUAUUUGCUAUGAUGAUAUUCACAUUUGCCGUUAUGGUAAUUUGCGCAAUUAAAAUAUACCGAGCACUGAAGAGAUCUUCCAUGAGUCAAAAAUCGAGGAAGCUGCACACGCGACUGUUGAAGGCACUGAUUAUCCAGGCAAUAAUUCCAUUUUUUACUUCAUAUUUAUCACGUAUCGUGAUGUACACCAGUGUCAUCAUGGGACUUCAGCCGCUA
Messenger RNA from Ostertagia ostertagi, 909 nucleotides. Lineage: Eukaryota; Metazoa; Nematoda; Chromadorea; Rhabditida; Trichostrongylidae. The record is from the annotation of a GenBank genome assembly.